Messenger RNA from Mugil cephalus (flathead mullet), 3169 nucleotides. RefSeq lists its product as uncharacterized. NCBI's taxonomy places the organism in Eukaryota, Metazoa, Chordata, Actinopteri, Mugiliformes, Mugilidae. Gene Ontology annotation, biological process: linoleic acid metabolic process; lipid oxidation. Gene Ontology annotation, molecular function: iron ion binding; oxidoreductase activity, acting on single donors with incorporation of molecular oxygen, incorporation of two atoms of oxygen; protein binding. The record is from RefSeq and is a predicted model, not a curated record. The coding region runs from base 295 to 2397 and encodes 700 amino acids. The transcript has 14 exons.
UGUGUGUUUUACAUGGCAUUAAAAAUAACAUCUAUUAACGACACAGCUUUAAAUAUAGGCUAUAGAAAUGAUCACUGUAAACUAUACGUACUAUAUGCUACUAUAUGCUAAGGUUUAUAGUUACUGAUAAAAGUCCAGCGUAGCUUCAUUUCUUCCUCUCGUGUUGUGUAACCAAAGGGAAAAAGGUCGAGUACCUGAGCUGAAUGGUUAUUAAAUGUUAUUCUUUGUUUCAGCCUCCUAGCUAAGCUAACCCAUCAACUAGCGGUGAUCUGCUCUGCUACGCUAAGCUAACUGAUGCUAACAUCAAAGAAAGAACAAAUAAAGUGGACUCACCGUCCUCAUGUCCUCCUCAGCUCUGUCAGCAUGGACACUACGGGUUUCUCUCAGGAGUUUGAAGUGACCGUUCACACCUCACCUGGUCCCACCUGUGGAACCUUCAACCGCCUGUGGCUCAACCUGAUUGGCUCUCAGGGUGAGACUCCGCCCAUCAGUGUGAACGAGGGCGACCCUCGUCUGUUACCUGGUUCGACGUGUCCGGUGCAGGUCCGGGCCGACAGUCCUCUGGGUCGGCUGCUUCUGGUGCGGCUCCGGCUGGAGGUUCAGACCGGAUUCCCCAACCUGGACUGGCACUGCAGCCGGGUGGAGGUCCGCGGUCCGGCUGCAGGUCCAGGGUCAGCACCAGAGGAUGCAGAAGCUCAGGUGUUCCUAUGCGACAGGUGGCUGCGACCAGCAGAUGGCGACGUGGAGCUUCGGAGCGGAAAGCUCUGUUUGAUGAAGGACGAGACCGAAGAGAAGCUGAAGCAGCAUCGACUCAAACAGAUCAAACAUCAACAGAAGCUCAUCAGAUGGGGUGUGUUUGUCGACGGAGCUCCUCAGUGUGUUGACGUGAAGACGAUGUCAGAACUGGGGCCAAACCUCAGCUACACUCACAAGAGUCCAUCCAUCAACCUGCACUAUCUGAAAGGCUUCGUCGGCCGAGUGGAGGCCUGGACCAGUUUCUCGGAGCUGGAGACGCUUUUCAGUUACAUCCUGAACCAGAACAACAUGGCCAUGUCGGUGAAGACUCACUGGAUGGACGACUGGUAUUUCGGGUACCAGUGUCUGAACGGCUGCAACCCUCUGAUGCUGCGUCAGGUCCACGUCCUCCCCCCGAACCUGUCCGUCACCCCCGACAUGCUCCUCCCCUUCCUGCCUGGAGGCUCCUCCCUCCAGCUGGAGCUACAGAAAGGAACCAUGUACCUGUUGGACUACGAGGUUCUGGACGGGCUCCCGGCCAACGAGGUCAAUGGAAAGCAGACGUACCUGUCCGCCCCGCUGGUCCUUCUGCACCUGAACCAGCAGGGACAGCUGGUCCCCAUCGCCAUCCAGCUGCAGCAGAACCCCGGCCCCCAGAACCCGGUCUUCCUGCCCUCCGACCCCAGCUGUGAUUGGCUGCUGGCUAAGAUCUGGGUUCACACUGCAGACUUCCAGUGUCACCAGCUGAUCUCCCAUUACCUGAAGACCCACAUGAUGGGGGAGCUGAGCUGUGUGGCCACGCUGAGGAACCUCCCCGAGCAUCACCCCCUGCACCAGCUGCUGAUGCCUCACGUCAGGACGUCGCUGCAGAUAAACCUCCAGGCCCGAGUGUCGCUGCUGGCGCCCAACGGAGUCUUUGAUAAGGCGGUGGGUUCUGGUCUGAAAACGUUACCCAUCCUCCUCUCUCGGGCCUCGGCCAGGAUCCAAUAUCGGUCCCUGUGUGUCCCCGACGACCUGAGAGACCGUGGCGUGGACAAACUACCACACAGCUACUACGCCCAGGACGCUCUGAGGGUCUGGGACGCCCUGCACAGGUUUGUGGUCAGCUGGGUGGAGCUGUAUUACCAUGGAGACGAUGACGUUCAACACGACUCAGAGCUUCAACUCUGGAUUCAAGACAUCAACACACACGGCUUCAGCCACAACUCAGGUUUCCCUCAGUCCUUCGUCUCCAGAGCUGAACUGUCCAAGUUUGUCACCAUGUUCAUUUACUGCUGCUCAGCUCUUCACGCCGCCGUCAACUUCUCACAGCUGGACUUCGCUCUCUGGAUCCCAAACUGUCCCGUCUACAUGUUGCGUCCUCCACCGCAGGUCAAAGGCGUCACGACCGAGGACGACGUCCUUUCCUCCCUGCCCGAAGUAAACGCAGCCUGUCGAGUCCUGAUGGUUCUGACGGGUUUGUCGCAGCCCGGCGUCGACUUUGUCCGUCUGUGCCACUACAAGGAGGCCGUGUUCAGAGACGACGCCCACCGCAGGCUGGUGGAGGAAGUGCAGGCGCGACUCGAGGCCAUUUCUGAUGACAUCACAGAGCGGAACAGGAGCCUGGAGCUGCCGUACGUUUACCUCUGUCCCCGACGCAUCGAGAACAGCGUCGCGAUCUAACGCCGGCGGGAAAAGUUCAGCUCUUCACUCAGUCGACUCUUCUGAACAGCUCUUUAUUUAUAGUCUGAUAUUUUGGUCCAACACAGCAAAUGUUUGUGAUGUUUGUGUCGUAUAACAAACCUAAUAAUUAUCUCAUUCUGUCCAGUUAUUCUGUUACAUUCUUGCUGUUGUUUAAUAUUUCAUUAAAACUUUGAACAAAUGAACAAAACACUGUAACCAAAUCCACACGAGCAACAACCAGAACCAACCUGCAGUAAAGAAACGGUAGAAACGUUUAACAGGAGUUUGGUUCAUGGAGGACGAGGGACGUCAGACUGACAUGAAAACUGUUUCCUCUCUGUUGCGUCACCUCUUCCUUGUUUCUAUCCUCUAAUUAUGGAGGAUUUUAGGACGUGGAAAACAGCGCCCCCUGCAGGUGGAAGGAAGCCAUCGUUUGGUUUCUCUUGACCAACAUAGAACCGUCAUCAUCAAACCACUGAAUGAAAUAAUGUGAGAUUAGUUAGUUUAUGUUGAGCAGACGGAGGAUUUGGAGGAUUUAUUAAAAAAUAAAAGUAGUAAGUUAUUAUAAUAUGUGUCUGUCUGAUGUCACAUGAGUUUAAGUCCCAGUAAAAGGAAACAUGUUGUUUAUGUGCCAGAUAAUAAGAAGCUGUGAUUGGUUGUUGGACGAUGAACGUUUUAUUCUCGUUGAGCUCGUUUCUCUGACGUGUCCUGAUUCCAGACAGGAAACUUUAACAUCACAGAAAAUAAAUAAAUGAUUCGAUCUAACGUGAAA